AUGGGCGAAGAUUUCUUCCAAUAUCUACCAUCAGAUAUCAUAGUAAAUAUCCUCUCAAGACUCCCCACUUAUGCUGCUAUGCUCUGCAAGUGUGUUUGUAAGUCAUGGCGCGUUCUUCUCGCUUCCCCCGAGUUUGUGAAUUCCCAUAUAUCUAGAUUAGUCCUGUGCAUUGCCGUUGAAACACACUCAAAGUCAUACGAAGUCAUGGAGAUCGUGGAUGAGCUUGCCGACUUUGAUGAGGAGUUUAGUUGGUGUGCAGACUUCAACUUCGAACUCCCCUUUGAUGAGCCAAUCCAUAGUUCGGUCAAUGGUUUGAUCUUUCUAAGAGGCGUCGGUCAUGAAGAUCUUAUCAUGUGCAAUCCAGUCACACGUGACUAUUUCAAGCUCCCUCGACAAACCACCUCAAAAGAUCAAUUUGCGUUGGAGAGUUUUGGAUUUGGAGUGAGCAGAACGACCAGGCAGUAUAAGGUGGUUAGGGUUUUCGAGGAAAAACCUAAGUACAAAUUCAAGUGCCAAACACUAUGUGAUCUAGAGCUUGCAAUUUGGUCGAUGAAGGAAUAUGGAGAUGAGAAAACUUGGACAGAGGAAGUUUUAACCGGCGAUUCCUUAAGGGGGCAUGCUGUACAUCAUGUUUGCCCAAUCAAAGUUUUCAAAAAUGGUGACAUCUUGCUAGAAUGUGAUAGGGACAAACUAUUUUACUACAACAAGACGAAAACUCACUAUGAGUUCUUUAUUCAAGAGGAUAGUGAUGUGUAUAUCUCUACGACCGGGUAUUCCCCAAGCUUUCUCACUCUCAAGAAUUUUGUGACGGAGAAUGUGAGCUCGUUUUGA
This is a messenger RNA of Salvia hispanica, 831 nucleotides long. Lineage: Eukaryota; Viridiplantae; Streptophyta; Magnoliopsida; Lamiales; Lamiaceae. The record is from RefSeq and is a predicted model, not a curated record.